AUGGCGGAAACCAAAAUCAUCUAUCAUAUCGACGAGGAGGAGACUCCGUAUUUGGUAAAGAUCCCCAUCGGCGCCGAAAGUAUCACUCUGUUGGACUUUAAGCAAGUCUUGAACAAGCCCAACUACAAGUUCUUCUUCAAAUCCAUGGACCAGGACUUUGGGGUGGUGAAGGAAGAAAUUUCAGAUGACAGCGCAAAGUUGCCAUGCUUUAAUGGUCGCGUGGUCUCCUGGCUCGUGUCUUCGGACGCUCCGGCCACAGAAUCUGCAGCUCCGGCGGCAAUCCCCGCUGCGGAGACGUCUGUCCAGCCUUCGCCCCCUCCUCCGCCCCUGCCGCCCCCGCCCGCAGAGAGGACCGGGGGCAUCGGAGACUCCAGACCGCCCUCCUUCCACCCCAACGCGACGGGUAGUGUGGAGACUUUGGACGAGCAGACCGAAACGGAGUCCGUUGUUUCCUUCAGGAGAGAGAGACCUCGACACAGGGAUAGCGUGGAGCAACAUGGGCCUCGCGUCAACGGACAAAGUCGCUUGGAGCGGCACUUAGCAGGGUACGAGAGCUCCAGCACGAUGAUGAGCAGUGAGCUGGAAACAACCAGUUUCUGCGACUCUGAGGACGACGACACCAUGAGCAGGUUCAGCAGCGCAACAGAACAGAGUACGGCCUCCAGACUCUUGAAACGGCAUCGGCGACGCAGGAAACAGCGCCCCCCUCGCUUAGAGAGGGCUUCCUCUUUCAGCAGUGUGACGGAUUCCACCAUGUCGUUGAACAUCAUCACCGUGACCUUGAACAUGGAGAAGUACAACUUCCUGGGCAUUAGCAUUGUGGGCCAAAGCAAUGAAAGGGGCGAUGGCGGCAUCUACAUUGGUUCAAUCAUGAAGGGCGGGGCCGUGGCCGCCGAUGGACGCAUCGAACCCGGAGACAUGCUAUUGCAGGUCAACGACAUCAACUUUGAGAAUAUGAGCAACGACGACGCAGUGCGAGUGCUGAGGGAGAUCGUGCACAAGCCGGGGCCGAUUAUCCUUACCGUGGCCAAGUGCUGGGACCCGUCUCCGCAAGGUUACUUCACUCUGCCGCGAAAUGAACCUAUUCGACCAAUUGACCCAGCGGCAUGGGUCAGCCACUCAGUAGCUAUGACCGGCGCCUACCCGGCCUUCCCGGGAAGCUCCUCUCUAAGUACCAUCACUUCCUCCUCUUCCGUCACAGAGCCCGAGCGUUUCGACGACUUCAAUUUGUCACUCCACUCGGACAUGGCGUCCGUGGCCAAGGCCAUGGCGUCCCCAGAGUCGGGGCUGGAAGUUCGAGAUCGCAUGUGGCUGAAAAUCACCAUCCCCAACGCUUUCCUCGGCUCUGAUGUAGUGGAGUGGCUAUUCCACCACAUCGAGGGAUUCCAGGACCGCCGCGAAGCCAGGAAGUAUGCCAGCAAUCUGCUGAAGGCCGGCUUCAUCCGUCACACGGUCAACAAGAUCACCUUCUCGGAACAAUGCUAUUAUGUCUUCGGGGACUUGAGUGACUGUGAGAAUUAUAUGGCCAACCUGUCUCUGAACGACAACGACGGAUCCAGCGGGGCCUCAGAUCAGGACACCUUGGCACCACUGCCUCUCCCCGGGGCGUCACCCUGGCCUAUGAUGCACACGUUCCCCUACCAGCCCUACGCCGCCCAUCCUUACUCUAGCCAGCCUCCUCCAUACCACGAGCUCACCAGCUACAGCUACACACCGGGAAGCACGGGCAGCCAGCACAGCGAAGGGAGCCGAAGCAGCGGGUCGACGCGAAGCGAAGGGGAACGACGCCGAGGCAGCAAAGGGCCCGGCAGCACGGUGGGCGGCGGGGAGAAAUCUCCCUGCGGGGGCGAUGCUGGCGGAGGUGACUCGCGCUCCGGCAGCGGCAGCGAAUCGGAAUAUUCUACCCGGAGCAGCUUAAGGCGCGGCCAUGGCUCUGCCGCUCCCAGCGAGCAUAGCCACGCUUCCUCCCAGCGCUCGCAUCAUCACCGCAUGCCGCAGCCCCCCCACAUGUCCCCAUACCCGCCAGGCAUACUUCCCUACAACCCCAUGAUGGUGAUGAUGGUACCUCAGCACCCGCACCCGGCUAUGGCUAGCGCUCACGCGCUUCCUCACGCACAGCAGCUAGCCACAGGACCCGUGCACCCCGCUCUGCCACCGCCCCUUUCGUCGGCUUCAGCCGGACCUCCCGGCGCGCCACCCACCCGCGACUUGGGUUCCGUGCCCCCCGAGCUGACUGCGUCCCGCCAGUCUUUCCACUUGGCCAUGGGGAACCCCAGCGAGUUCUUUGUGGACGUCAUGUAG
Nerophis lumbriciformis (worm pipefish) is the source of this 2301-nucleotide messenger RNA. The record is from RefSeq and is a predicted model, not a curated record. NCBI's taxonomy places the organism in Eukaryota, Metazoa, Chordata, Actinopteri, Syngnathiformes, Syngnathidae.